CCCUUUCGUGCACUGCCAGCCACUGCUUCCUUCAGGUGGGACCUUCGACCUGGCCAACUCAUUUGGUCGUGGAAAAUCGGUCCGUGCAGAAGUCGGACCCCCACUCCAGUGAUUCUUAUGACUCGUGGCUGUGGCUGUGCCCCCGAGGACAGAGACACGAUCGAGAAUUUGUUUUAUCAUGUCAACUGGUCGCGUCCAGUAACCAACUCAACCACCAUCUUUCGCCUUGUCCGACCCGGCGAUGGAAGGAGGGAUCCGCAAUCAUGCCAAUCGCUCGUUGUCCAGCCUGUCGUUAGCUCUGCCGGGAGGGCUUCAAGGCAUGGACAAACGCAGGCUGUUACUGAUAUACAUUCAUGGCUUCAUGGGUUCCGAAGCCAGCUUUCAUGACUUCCCAGCACAUAUUCAUGAUCUAGUCACGGGCUUAUUGAGCGAGUCGCAUGUGGUAUACACUCGCAUUUAUCCUCGAUACAAGUCUCAUGGCGAGCUACAAACAGCAGUGAGCCAAUUCAGCGCCUGGUUAUCACCUCAUGAAGCCGAUGACUUGGAUGUCAUCCUGCUGGGGCAUAGUCUUGGAGGGAUUCUUGCCGCAGAUGUUGCUCUCCUACAGCAAAAUGGGCGACCGAAACAUCGAAUCCUGGGACUUGUGAACUUUGAUGUUCCCUUCUUGGGGCUUCAUCCCCGCGUAAUCCCCACGGGGAUCAUGGGUUCGGUUCCGAGGAAAGAUGUAGCCCCUGAAGACCAACUUGCGGGCGAACAAGAGUCUCUUGGUUUAGAGCCUGCCUAUAAGCCCGCCACUGCAAACCCAAACUUUGACCCGCCAUUCAGAAAUGAUGUUCGGCUCGUUCAACGUGGAUUCCUGAAGGGUGUGAUGCACUUUGUCAAUAAGAACACCGACAAUCUCUCGCGCUCCAUAUUCGACCGUCUGGUAUCACCCAUGAGAUUUGCAGGCUGUGUCAAUAACUACUCCGAACUUCGCCAGCGACAUCGACGCCUGAUAGAGCUAGAAGAUGCCGAAUACAAGCCUGAAAGAGUACGAUUCGUCAACUACUACACCACCAGUACCGGUCGAAUAUCCCGGAAAGCCAAGGGAGAGACGUCGAAGAAGUCCGACGAGACAGCUACAGAUGAGCCUGCAGAGAAGGAGGUAAUCGAAGACAUGCCAGAGAUUUCCGUGGAAGGAAUUAAACUCGGCGAUGAUAGCGAGUCGAUACCCCCACCUCCGCCUACACGGAAACCUCCUGAGAUACCAAAUGCCUUGCGAAUAUCAGAGGCAGUCCCAUCCGGGACAAGCACCUCAUCACCCGAUAACCAAAGCUUAAAGUCUAUCUCAUCAGACUCCACUCUCGCAGCCCAAGAACUGAGCUCAGAUACCGAUCGCCCAUCGAUCGAAGCCUCUAGCAUCGCAUCGUCGACGACUCUCGAUCCAGAACACGAAAAGCUCUCCGAAGCCGUCUCCAUCUCGACAUCGCAAUCCGAACUCGACGCAGACACAUUGAAAGGGAAACUUCGCAAGUUUAUCCUUUUGCCAUCUCACCAUUGGAAGUAUAAUGACAAUUCUCACUGGACACCGGUUCUGAUGCAGGAUAUGAAUGAAGUAAUGGCGCAUCAGUCCAUGUUUGUGCCACAGGGUGCAAAUUAUGACUACCUAGUUGGGGAUACCGUGUCGCUAAUCGAGCAAUGGGUUCAGACCGAUCUCAGCCGAAGAUUGAUGCAAGAAAGUCUUGAUUAGAAGAAGGCUUUCAUGAUGGGACUGCUGCUUAUGCUACGAACGUAACGAAUCAAUCAGAAUUACCAAAUGUUUAAAACCAA
Penicillium brasilianum is the source of this 1809-nucleotide messenger RNA. The record is from the annotation of a GenBank genome assembly. NCBI's taxonomy places the organism in Eukaryota, Fungi, Ascomycota, Eurotiomycetes, Eurotiales, Aspergillaceae.